Molecule: messenger RNA, 1082 nt
Organism: Lolium rigidum
Lineage: Eukaryota; Viridiplantae; Streptophyta; Magnoliopsida; Poales; Poaceae
Product: probable E3 ubiquitin-protein ligase RHC1A
Exons: 1
Coding region: 72-938 (288 amino acids)
Biological process (GO): protein ubiquitination
Cellular component (GO): cytoplasm
Molecular function (GO): ubiquitin protein ligase activity
Source: RefSeq, a predicted model, not a curated record
UGUGUUCUGAUUUCUUGGAAAUAUGUCUAUUUUGCAGAGCAGGGGAGGUUCCUGUUGGUACAGCUGAAAAGAUGUCGGGAGGUAGGCAAUCGUACUGGUGCUUCCAGUGUAGACAGCGGGUCAGGCCCCGUGGCCGGGAAAUGGAGUGUCCGCACUGCGAUUCUGGGUUUGUGGCUGAGAUGGAUGAUGUCGAUACUCUCAUGAGCCAGUUUGUUGGGAUGGAUAGCGAUUUCCAUCGUGACCCAAGGUUCGGGAUCAUGGAGGCGAUGUCUGCCGUGAUGCGGCAUGGGAUGGGGGGCAUGAGUCGAGAGGUUGAUGUAAGAAGAAGGCCAAGCAUAUUAUCUGACCUGGAGAUGGAGUUUGGUGCAGGGCCAUGGCUGCUCUUCCGUGGCCAGCUCCCUGGUCAUGUCUCGGAGGACAAUGGUUUUGAUGUGUUCGUCAAUGGACGCCGUGGCGUUGGCAUGCGGAGGGCAAACAUUGCAGAUUACUUUGUUGGGCCUGGAUUAGAGGAUCUGAUUGAGCAGUUGACUCAUAGUGACCGCAGAGGGCCACCACCUGCAUCUCAGUCCUCGAUUGAUGCUAUGCCUACUGUUAGGAUCACUUCGAGGCAUCUCACCGGCGACUCGCAUUGCCCGGUCUGCAAGGAGAAGUUCGAGCUGGGAUCAGAAGCAAGAGAGAUGCCAUGCAAACAUCUAUACCACUCUGAUUGCAUACUUCCUUGGCUGGAACAACACAAUUCCUGCCCUGUUUGCCGGUAUGAGCUGCCAACACAGGGAUCUACUGGUGCUAGCUGCUCACGGUCAAGAUCAACAAACCAAAAUCACAGUUCAAGCAGUUCAAGUAGCAGCGCGAGAGCCAGUGGGCGCCAGAGGAGAAGGAACCCGUUCUCGUUCCUAUGGCCUUUCCGCUCAUCAAGCUCUAGCUCUAGUUCUCGUUAGAUUAGUUCGGUUACCGGGUUGGAGUUCACAGUACUGUUUUACUAAAGAUGCUGAUCAAAUGGGUUUUAUGGGUGGCAUCUUAUGCCUAAUGUGUAAUGUAUGGCUUGCUUAUGGUCGCCACAAAAUAGAUUUUCCUUGCAACUA